Molecule: messenger RNA, 809 nt
Organism: Microbotryum saponariae
Lineage: Eukaryota; Fungi; Basidiomycota; Microbotryomycetes; Microbotryales; Microbotryaceae
Source: the annotation of a GenBank genome assembly
AUGUCGCUCCCCUUCAACGCCCCCAAAGCGCAGUCAGGCAAGAUCAUCCUCGUCGUAAGUCUGGGCUGAGACUGCUGUACCCUCAUGUGCUGGCGCUGCAUUGUCUCGGGCCGAACACGUGGGUCUGGCCUGCGAACUGGCGAUUGUGGUGGGGCACAUGCGGCCGGGGCGCGAUUUCGAAACACCGAAACGAGACAUCGAUCAAUGGCCUGACCCCUAAUGAAGCGACCACUAAUAACAACCCAUCUGACUGGAUUGCUCAGGCCAAUGUCCUCGCCAAGGGUGAGUCGAGACGUGUACUGCGAGAGCUCGUCGUCAGCCAGGCGAGGUCGCUGAUCGCCGUGCACUCAUCGAUGCAUCCUCCUUCAAGACGGCAGGGGGGAUGAGGUCCAAGCGGCUUUGGUCAAGGUGCGAGCAGCGGCCGAAGCGAGUGCCGAGAAGGACACCCAUACCUACAGGACCACCAGGUCCGAGGAGGACCCCCGUACGUUGGUGGAACGGUCUCUUCCGGACAAUCGGUCGGGCUCGCCUGGGAGCUGAGCUGACUUUUCGGCCUUCCGAUGUUUCAAUGCGCACUAGACAAGUUCCUCGUCUUUGAGGAGUACACUUUGCCCAAUGGUAUCGUCGACCAUGGUGAGCGCUCGGUUGAGAGAACUCCUAAAUGUCCCAUUGCACGAUCACUGACGUCGGCCCAUUCAUCGGCGAAAACUUGAUUGACGGGUGCAGUGGCCGGCGAUACUUUCCAAGCGCUCGCAGCGGCUGGAAUCAUCGCCGAUCUUGACAUCAAGUACUUCUACGAGUUCAAGUAA